AUGCCUAAGAGCGUGGUGAGCGGCAACGGCGGAGGUGACCCCUACAAGGAGGAGAUCGCCCAACUCCGUGCACUUUUGGCGGAGGGCGGGUUUGACAAGGAUGCGUUGGAGGGGCGCUACCUGAACCAGCUACGGCGGGCCCGGCAGCUGGGGGUGCAGCUGGAGGCGGAAAAAACCCACAGUCGCCAACUCUCGGCGCAGCUGGCGGCGCUGCAGGCGAAGGCGCAGGACGCAAAUAGCAGCAGAGGCGUUGAGCCCUCGAAGGGGCGUGGGCGGCAGGCGGAGGGCGGCGAUCAGAGUGAGGAGCAGCAAAGUACGACGGUCGCGCUUAAGGAGCGCCUCGAGCGGGCGUACAUGCAGCUGAACGAAAGUAAACUGCAGCUGGAGGAGCAGAAGAAGGAGUCGCAGCGCCUGCGCAAGCUGCUGCAGCAGGAGAUUGGUGGUACCCCACAUGAAUUAGAGACGCUGCUGAAGGGCGCAGCGGAGAGUGGCGCGGGUUGGCGCGGCCGGGCGCAGCAGAUCGUGCUGCUGAAAGGCAAAGUAAAGGAAUUAGAGCGAACGCUGGCCGCAACGGCGGCUGCCGUGGCUGCUUCAGCGAAUUCGGACGGAGAGGAGAGCAGCGGUGGGGGCGGGACGGCGCCUCUGCGUGGACGGGCCGGCGGGGCGUCGGUAGCCACCGACACCGUCACCGCGUUGACGUCGCGUAACCGCGACUUGGAUGACGUGGCGCGUGCGCGCGUGGCGGAGCUUCAGGGUCGUCGCCUUCUGCAGCUGCGGGAGGUGCAAGAGGAACUCGACAAGCGCACGGCGGAGCUGGAGGCGCAGCGGCGGCGCGCGGAGGCGGCGGCGGCGCGCCACGUCAAUUUGGAGGCAGACAACCACGCCCUCCGCGAGCACCUGCGGACGGUGCUGGCGAAGACGGAGAACGACAACCUCCUCAUCGACGCCUACAAGGAGGAGCUGACGGAGCUGCAGCAGGCGCUGCAUGCGGCGCGGAUGCAGCUGCAGGAAUGGGAGGCGUGGGAGGGUGGGGGCCCGCCGAGAGGGCGCGGGGCAACGGCAGCGAGGCAGCGGGAGCGGCGCAAGAGCAACUCCCCCCGUCUGAGGGACGAGAAGCUCGACGCGGACACGGCAGUGGCGCUUGCGGGGGCCGACGCGGCAAUUGAGAUAAACCGCUUGAGGAUAGAAAACGAGGAGCUCCGGAUGCGGCUGCUCCGCUGCGGGGGCCGCGACGGCGGCAGCAGUAGUGGUGCUAGUGGGAGUCCGCCCCGCCCGGGCCCCGGCGAUACGCCCCGCGGGGCGAACGACGACACGGCCCUCGUCCUGCACUGGCUGCGGACGGUGGCCCCAGCGCCGCCGACUGCGCAGAGUUGCGGUGGUGCCUGGCAGGCCGCCGUGGCGGAGGUCCUUCGCCGGGCGCACGCCGCGGUGUGUUUCCUGGAGCAGCAGCGCGAAGAGGACGGCGCCCGGCUCAGCCGCUGCUACGAGGCCAUGCAGCGUCCGCAGGAGGAGCAGAAGCGGCGCGGCGCAGGAGGGUCGGUGCGGCGGGGAAACAAACCCAGCGACGGCGGCGGCAGCGUCGACGACGACGACGACGGGGGCGCCGAGGCUGCGAUGAUGGCAGACGUCGUUCUGCAGGAGAACCGAGCGCUGAAGAAGCGGCUGAAAGUGCUGCAGGCGUUGAUGGAAAAGGAGCGGGCGGCGUAUGAGUCCCUCCGCGUCGCCGCCUCGGACGCCCUGCCCGGCAACGCUGCCGCCCCUGUGGCCCACGCGACUGCUGCCGCCACCUCCACCCCCAACAACGGCGACGAGCAGGCUGCAGAAGGGGGUAUUGGCGAGGCACCAGUUACCGCCGCGGCGUAUCGGCAGCUAAGGUCGCAGUACGAAGAGCUGCGCUGUGCCUUUAACUCUCUUCAGAAGGAGCGCCUUCGGCGUGGUGGCGCCUAA
Molecule: messenger RNA, 1947 nt
Organism: Trypanosoma conorhini
Lineage: Eukaryota; Euglenozoa; Kinetoplastea; Trypanosomatida; Trypanosomatidae
Product: putative coiled-coil domain-containing protein 13 isoform X1
Exons: 1
Coding region: 1-1947 (648 amino acids)
Source: RefSeq, a predicted model, not a curated record